UGAUAAUAUAUACCUACGAGUUGAAUAGCAUAAUGUACAAGGUGUUGUAACUUUGUACUGUGUAUCAUUUUUAAUACGUGUGUAAACUUGAGGAUUUCAGCUUCACAAAAGACUAUAAUGUAAAUCGCAACACAAGAUUUAAAAUGUACGGACUAUUGAUACAAUCUAUUGUGGACUAUAUUCUCAGUGAAUAUGGUGCAGACGUAUGGGAGAAAAUACGACAAGAGUGUGUUUUUCAACAAUCUAAUAUUUCACCCCAUUUAAUCUAUGGCGAAAACGUUAUAGGUGACCUUGCAAAAACAGCUUCUGUAGUUACGGGAGUAUCGAUUGACAGCCUAAUGGAUUCUUUUGGAGUUUUCUUCGUUAGAUUUGUUGGUCAGUUUGGAUUUGAUAGAAUUCUCAAGGUUUUAGGACGUCACAUGCGAGACUUUCUAAACGGAUUGGAUAAUUUACAUGAAUAUUUACGAUUUAGUUAUCCUAAACUAAAUCCACCUUCUUUUUUCUGUGAAAGUGAGAAUAAGAAUGGAUUAACCCUCCACUACAGAUCAAAAAGAAUAGGAUUUUUACAUUAUACAAAAGGUCAAAUUAGAGAAGUGGGGCGUCUUUUUUAUAACACGAACAUAGAUAUCUAUGUCAUAUCAGAAGAAGUAAUAAAUGGGACAUCACAUGUUGUUUUCAAGUUGCUGUUCGACAACAAAGCUUUUUUAGAUUCAAGAACAAUGCUGAUUGAUAACCUAAUUAAAGACAUUCCGUUACAUUCCGAAAGUCUUUUUGAACUUUUUCCUUUCCACAUCGUUUUUUCUCGAGGUAUGGUGGUAAAGAAU
Messenger RNA from Lottia gigantea (owl limpet), 824 nucleotides. RefSeq lists its product as hypothetical. Lineage: Eukaryota; Metazoa; Mollusca; Gastropoda; Lottiidae. The transcript has a single exon. Gene Ontology annotation, cellular component: guanylate cyclase complex, soluble. Gene Ontology annotation, biological process: nitric oxide-cGMP-mediated signaling; response to oxygen levels. The annotation marks the transcript as partial. The record is from RefSeq and is a predicted model, not a curated record. Gene Ontology annotation, molecular function: heme binding; oxygen sensor activity; guanylate cyclase activity.